AUGACACAGGAAAAGCAUGACAAAGACACUGAUUUCAAUCGCGACUUUUACUGCAAGUCCAUUGUGUACAAAGGUGUAUUCACAGCAACCGACCGUGUUAAUUGUCUAUUACCAAUCAAUGGGGGUGAGCACCUGUUGAUUGGCGCGUACAGUGGAGUUUAUUUGAUCGAUCAAAGACCUAGCAAUGACAAUAUCGAGCCGUGGCGAAUUCUCCUAACCUUCGGCGUUACCCAGUUGGACAUUUUGGAAGAGCAUCGCCUGUUUAUGGUCCUAUCCAACGGAACACUAAAUACGUAUCCGCUUGAAGUCCUCACGAAUGCUAUUGAACAUGAAGAAUACGUGGUUUGUAGACCAUGGAAAAUUCAAGAUAAUGUUCGUUUCACAGAAAAACUACCUUCGACCUUUACACGUUAUACGGCUUAA
This is a messenger RNA of Aspergillus bombycis, 423 nucleotides long. RefSeq lists its product as uncharacterized. Bases 1 to 423 code for a protein of 140 amino acids. NCBI's taxonomy places the organism in Eukaryota, Fungi, Ascomycota, Eurotiomycetes, Eurotiales, Aspergillaceae. The record is from RefSeq and is a predicted model, not a curated record. The transcript is spliced from 3 exons.